Talaromyces proteolyticus is the source of this 534-nucleotide messenger RNA. RefSeq lists its product as uncharacterized. Lineage: Eukaryota; Fungi; Ascomycota; Eurotiomycetes; Eurotiales; Trichocomaceae. The transcript is spliced from 3 exons. Bases 1 to 534 code for a protein of 177 amino acids. The record is from RefSeq and is a predicted model, not a curated record.
AUGCCCGCUUACAGACCAACCGCUGGGAGGCGCUAUCACUGGCCCGAACUACAGUUAAACAUUUGGUUACUCACGGUGUUGGUGGGCUCAGCAACAUGUCUCGGAGUAUAUGCAUGGUUUAUGGUCGUUCAGUCACAACUAAACCUGGGCAUCCCAUGGCUUUUCCCGUUCAUGGUCACUGUCGGAGCCCUUGGGGUAGCAUUCGUCAUAACCAUCCUGGUCCUUGCUGCUCAACGAUUUCUGCUACCCGGAAUCAUAAUAAUCGGCAGUUUUAUUCUUUUCUCGUUGUGGUUGACGGGAUUGAUCGAAACGGCAUUGCAAUUGUAUGGCGGUCAAGCGAACGUCAAUUCGAAUUGCCAAAACUACGUGACAAAUAUGCCGUACUCGGGCAAUACUGUUGAGGCGCUGGCAUGGUUGACACAAAACACGAUAUGUAACUGCUGGAAAGCCGCAUUCGCCUUUGAGGUGGUCAAUACGAUAUUCUAUUUUUGGAUGAUGGUCAUGUCGUGGCAAGUGCAUAGAGAUGCCACUUAA